Messenger RNA from Colletotrichum higginsianum IMI 349063, 219 nucleotides. Its product is annotated as Peptidase family C78. Bases 1 to 219 code for a protein of 72 amino acids. The record is from RefSeq and is a predicted model, not a curated record. NCBI's taxonomy places the organism in Eukaryota, Fungi, Ascomycota, Sordariomycetes, Glomerellales, Glomerellaceae. The transcript has 2 exons.
AUGAUGGUCUCGUAUAUCAUUGGCGACAAUGCGUAUGGCAAGGAUGCAUUUAAGGAUCGCUUGCCGACCAUAUUUGAGAUCCAAGAAUUCAUCGAGAGGGCCUGGGAUCUUGGCAUCAACUCGCAGGGCCGGCUGGAGACUGGCGGCAUCAAGGGUACUCGCAAGUAUAUUGGCACGCCAGAGGCCCAGGCACUCUUUGUCAGCCUCGGGAUACCGUAA